UUCACACUGAAGAUUGUUAUUCACACAAGACGCAACUUUGAAUUUAGUCAUAAUGAUUCUAAUUUUUUUGAUAACGAUAUUAUGCAGUCUUUUUUUCUAUUUAUCGGUUUUGAAACCGCGUAAAUAUUGGAAAAGUAGAAAUGUGGUACAAGCGAAUCCUCCAUUAGUUUUUGGCGAGGUUCUCAAGACCUUUCUUCAACAAGAAAGCUUCUUUGAAAGCAUCAUACGUAUUUAUAGACAAUUUUCUAAUCUGAGAUAUUUUGGAACAUAUCAGUUUAACACGCCGAUAUUUGUUGUCAAAGAUGUGGAGUUGAUCAAAAAAAUGUGCAUCAAAGAUUUUGAUCACUUUGUCGAUCAUAGAGUCUUCCUACCAGAAUCGGUGGAUCCAUUAUGGGCGAGUAAUUUAUUUUCUCUAAAAGGUCAAAAAUGGAGAGAAAUGCGAGUGAUGUUGACUCCCCUUUUUACCACAAGGAAAAUGAAAAAUAUGUUCAAACUUAUGAACAGCACCGCCGAAACUUUCGUUAAACAUUUCGAAGAUCAACCAAAAGAUUUGAUCGAAUUGGAUUUUAAAGAUACAUUGAAUCGUUAUACUUGCGAUGUUAUCGCAACAACAGCUUUUGGUAUCGAAAUAGAUUCAUUGAAAUGUCCAAAAAAUGAAUUUUACGAAAUCGGUAUGGAAUUUACUGAUUUUACUGGCUGGAGAAAAUUUUUAUUCUUGAUCGUUUUAUUCAUACCUGAAUAUAUAUUGAAGUUAUUUGGAGUAAGAAUCAUGAACGAGAAGGUGACGAAGUUUUUUACAUCGGUUAUAGACGAAACAAUUAGAACUAGAGAAGAAAAAGGCAUCGUCCGUCCUGAUAUGAUUCAUUUAUUUAUGCAAGCUAGAAAAGGAUGUCAAGAAGUUGAAGACGACGAUAUUAUUGAUACAGGAUACGCAACGGCUAGAACAUCAUCGUAUUUUGGUAAUAAAACUGGUAACAAAUUCCAGAUUUCCAAUGAGGAUAUUGCUGCGCAAGCUUCGAUAUUUUUCUUCGGGGGAUUUGACACCAUUUCUAGUGCAAUGCGUUUUUUAAUAUGCGAACUUGCUGUUAACACCGACGUACAGAAUAAAUUGAGGAACGAAAUCAUCACAACAUACGAAUGUUGUCAAGGAAAUGUCACUUAUGAUGCCGUUAUGAAAAUGGUUUACAUGGAUAUGGUUGUUUCAGAAAUAUUGAGAAAAUGGCCUAGCGGUAUAAGCCUAGAACGCGUCUGUACGAAACCUUACGUAAUACCAGCACAGGAAACAAAUGAGGAGGAUAUAAUAUUGGAAAAAGGAAAUUUGAUUUGGAUACCACUCGCAGGAUUCCAUUACGAUCCAAAAUAUUUCCCAGAUCCAGAAAAAUUCAAUCCCGAACGGUUCAGUCCGGAAAAUAGGGAUACAAUUAAUCCUUACAUAUAUAUGCCCUUCGGUACCGGUCCUAGAAACUGUAUAGGCUCUAGAUUUGCUCUGAUGGAGAUAAAGGUUAUGUUUUUUCACCUUCUUCGAAAGUUCGAAAUUAUCCCAGUGGAAAAAUCGAAAUUGCCAGUCAAAGCGUCGAGAAAAAGUUUUACUUUAGAUGGUAACUGUUUCUGGUACGGAUUGAAAAAACUAAAAAUAUAUAGUGGUUUGUAUCAAUUCAAUGCACCAGCGUUAAAUAUAAGGGAUCCUGAAUUAAUAAAGCAGAUAACGGUGAAGGAUUUUGAAUAUUUCAGUGCAAGAAGAACUUACAUUCCAGAGGAUACCGAUCCGUUGUUUGGCAAAAGUUUAUUUUUAUUAAAAGAUGAAGAAAGAUUUUUCAGAAGCCUUGUUGAUUGUACAAUAAAGGAAAGAGAAGAAAAAAAUCUUGUUAGACAGGAUAUGAUACAUCUACUAUUGCAAACUAGACACGGGGUUAACAUUGAAGAGGAAACUACUUCAGACGAAACUGGUUUGGCUGUGAUAGAAGAUGAAACAACGAGUAAAGAACUUACUGAUAUAACCAACGAAGAUAUAACAUCUCAAACUUUUCAAUUCUUUUUCGCUGGAUUUGAAUUAGUAUCUACGGUGAUGUGCUUCAUGGCGCAUGAAUUAGCUGUAAAUCAGGAUAUUCAAAAUAAACUGAGAGCAGAAAUUGAAGAUACAGAUGAAAAAUGUAAUAGAAAUGUUACGUAUGAAGCUCUCGUUCGAAUGAAAUAUUUAGAUAUGGUCGUUUCAGAAACCCUUCGAAAAUGGCCUCCUCAAACUGGAACAGAAAGAAUCUGCACCAAACCCUAUACCAUCCAACCGUCAACUUUGGAAGAACGUCCGAUUGAUUUAAAACAAGGAACCGUUGUUGUAUUUCCAGUAUUCGGUAUACACCGAGAUCCAGAAUAUUUCCCGAACCCCGAACGUUUCGACCCCGAAAGAUUCAACGACGAGAAUAAACAUAAGAUAAGGUCUUACAGUUAUCUGCCUUUCGGAUCUGGUCCCAGAGGUUGUAUCGCGUCCAAACUUGCAAUAUUGGAAACGAAAAUUUUCUUUUAUACGCUUUUGAUUAAAUUCGAAUUGGUGCCUAUUGGGAAAACGUGCGUACCUCUAAAACUGACAAUGUUAUUUUUUAUACUUUCGUCAAUUAUAUUCCUAAUUUGGAUUUACUGUUGUCUUAUUGCGCCUCUAACUUUUUGGAGACAGAAAGGCGUGAAACAAAAAGGUUUGUGGAAUUGUUUUGUAACAUCUUGGUUAGUAUUUUUGAAACGUCAAAGUGUGGCGGAUAUGGUCAAAAGUUUCUACGAUGAAUUUCCAGGAAACAGAUAUAGUGGUUUGUAUCAAUUCAAUGCACCAGCGUUAAAUAUAAGGGAUCCUGAAUUAAUAAAGCAGAUAACGGUGAAGGAUUUUGAAUAUUUCAGUGCAAGAAGAACUUACAUUCCAGAGGAUACCGAUCCGUUGUUUGGCAAAAGUUUAUUUUUAUUAAAAGGUGAACGAUGGAAAAAUAUGCGUUCGACGAUAAGCCCGACGUUCACCUCUAGCAAAUUGAAAGGAAUGUUUCAUCUAAUAAAAGAAUGCUCGGAUAAUUUCACCAAAUAUUUCUUAAAAAAAAAGUUGGACGUGGUGCCUGUUCAAUUUAAAGACGUUUCAGGUCGAAUUUGUUCAGAUAUUAUAGCAACUGUUGCGUUCGGAAUAUCCGUUGAUUCGUUAGAAAAUCAAGAUGAUAUAUUUUAUGAAAUGGUUAGCCGCGUCACCGAUCUUUCAAAGUUUUCCAAACUGAUCAGAUUCUUGGGGUUUCUAUUAGCACCGAGAUUAUUCAAAUUACUCAAUAUUAAAUUGGCCGAUGAAGACGAAGAAAGGUUUUUCAGAAGCCUUGUUGAUUGUACAAUAAAGGAAAGAGAAGAAAAAAAUCUUGUUAGACAGGAUAUGAUACAUCUACUAUUGCAAACUAGACACGGGGUUAACAUUGAAGAGGAAACUACUUCAGACGAAAUUGGUUUGGCUGUGAUAGAAGAUGAAACAACGAAUAAAGGAAAUGUUCUUACUGAUAUCACCAACGAAGAUAUAACUUCCCAAGCUUUUCUAUUCUUUUUUGCUGGAUUUGAAUCGGUAUCUACGCUGAUGUGCUUCAUGGCGCAUGAAUUAGCUGUAAAUCAGGAUAUUCAAAAUAAACUGAGAGCAGAAAUUGAAGAUACAGAUGAAAAAUGUAAUAGAAAUGUUACGUAUGAAGCUCUUGUUCGAAUGAAAUAUUUAGAUAUGGUCGUUUCAGAAACCCUUCGAAAAUGGCCUUCUCAAGCUGGAGCAGAAAGAAUUUGCACCAAACCCUAUACCAUCCAGCCGUCAACUUCGGAAGAACGUCCGAUUGAUUUAAAACAAGGAACCGUUGUUGUAUUUCCAGUAUUCGGUAUACACCGAGAUCCAGAAUAUUUCCCGAACCCCGAACGUUUCGACCCCGAAAGAUUCAACGACGAGAAUAAACAUAAAAUAAGGCCUUACAGUUAUCUGCCUUUCGGAUCUGGUCCCAGAGGUUGUAUCGCGUCCAGACUUGCAAUAUUGGAAACGAAAAUUUUCUUUUAUACGCUUUUGAUUAAAUUCGAAUUGGUGCCUAUUGGGAAAACGUGCGUACCUCUAAAACUGGCAAAAAAUCCAGCUCUGAUUGCAGUGGAAGACGGUUGCUGGCUGGGAUUGAGGAAAAUAAAACACUAAAUUCGAAUUUUUACUUCAUUUAUGAUCUAUAAUGACAAUCUAUUAGUUUUUACUCUGAAUUAAUCAGAUUUUAUUGUAAAAAUUUUAUGUUUUUUAUUAUUUUUAUUGAUUUAAAAUAUAGUAAGACUUCACUUGAUGCCCGUUAAUAUCUAAUUUUUGUACUGAAGAAGAAGAAAUAUU
Messenger RNA from Diorhabda sublineata, 4348 nucleotides. RefSeq lists its product as uncharacterized. Bases 53 to 4168 code for a protein of 1371 amino acids. NCBI's taxonomy places the organism in Eukaryota, Metazoa, Arthropoda, Insecta, Coleoptera, Chrysomelidae. Gene Ontology annotation, molecular function: heme binding; monooxygenase activity; iron ion binding. The record is from RefSeq and is a predicted model, not a curated record. The transcript has 16 exons.